This is a messenger RNA of Anopheles coluzzii, 5324 nucleotides long. RefSeq names its product D-aminoacyl-tRNA deacylase (gene Dtd). Gene Ontology annotation, molecular function: D-tyrosyl-tRNA(Tyr) deacylase activity. Gene Ontology annotation, cellular component: cytoplasm. Lineage: Eukaryota; Metazoa; Arthropoda; Insecta; Diptera; Culicidae. Bases 109 to 702 code for a protein of 197 amino acids. Gene Ontology annotation, biological process: tRNA metabolic process. The record is from RefSeq and is a predicted model, not a curated record. The transcript is spliced from 3 exons.
CACGUUUGGGAACCCUGUGUUGUUUUGCAAAUCAGCCGGCAUCGCCUGGAGCUCGCACGCUGGCCACAAUUUCCGCAGUUUUUUGUGAAUAAAACAAAUUAAAUCGCUAUGAAAGCCAUAAUACAGCGUGUAACGUGUGCGAAGGUAACGGUGGGCGAUGAACUGGUGAGCUCGAUCGGUCGUGGCUUGUGCGUGCUGGUCGGCAUCUCUUCCGACGACAACGCCAACGACGUGGAGUGGAUGGCACGGAAGUUACUUAAUUUGCGGCUGUUUGAGAACCCUUCCACCGGCAAACGAUGGUCGGAAUCGGUGGUGGAUCUGCAGCUGGAGAUGCUGUGCGUCAGCCAGUUCACGCUGUACCAUCGGUUGAAGGGCAACCGUCCCGAUUUCAGUCGAGCCAUGCAGGGACCGGAGGCGCAGCAGCUGUACGAAUCGCUGCUGCAGAGGAUGCGGAACGAGUACGCGACGGAGCGCAUACUGGAUGGGCGGUUCGGGGCGAUGAUGCAGGUGCACGUGGUGAACGAUGGGCCGGUUACGCUGGAAAUUGAAUCUCCGGUACCGAGCGAAUACGAGCGGCAAAAGCUGCAGCGAGCGUGCGAACGGAAUGCGAAAUCGGACAAGCCGGUGGGGAGGAAGGGCACGGAUGGUGGUGCUGAGGGUACGAGUGGAAAGGUUAGCAAGGAAUCGGAAAGCAGUUCAUGAACACAGUGCUUUAAUAAAAUAUAAUUUUAUUGCCAAUUAUAUGCUUUUACAUCGUGUACGGCUCAAUUUUGCAUAGUGAAAAACAAAUUUGCGUCAUAUAUGAACAUGUUAUAUUGUCAUAAAAUCCAUUAGUCUUGUUUCUCCAUGCCAUUUCACAAUGCCCCAGCCCUUGAAAAUUCAUUAAAUUGUAAAAAAAUAUUAUUAAAAGAGGCAAAAAAACAUUUGCUGUAAAUGUCAUGAACCAAAUAACAACCUUCUUGCGAUGGUCAAAUUCGAUUCACUCAAAAUGUGAAGGGAAAAGAGACUGCCUAUAACGAACUUUUGACUACUUUUCAAAUCGUACCUCGUUCCUACACACCUUGGGAGCACACCAAAACCGAGUCAGAAAGUAACAGGCGAACAGCCGAAAAAGGAGGUCACAGGAAUCGAGAUCUCUCGCUCUUUUCGCCAACGCGUUCGACAGAGAAAUGGAGUCGAAAAGUAACAGGAGCACAUACUAAUCCGGAGGCUGCACUCUCGUUAGGAACGCUAUUCUAGUGUGCGGCGGCGGUGAGGUCGUCCGUCCUUGUCUUUCAAAUUACUCGCAGGCGAGGAUGAAAUCGAUGCGCAAACACCAGGAGAUCAUGCAUGGAGGAGGUCCUGCAUGGAGGAGGUCCUACUAGUGCGUCCGCCAUUGUCGCGUGUGGGACGUUGUCGUUGUCCUUUUCGCUCGCAUAUAAUGAUCGAUCGAUCGCCGAUAACAAGCGAAUGUAGGCGGAGAUACAAAAUGUAAAUGGCCAUCGCGUUUGACUCCAUUGUCCUGAAGCGGAUUGAAUCCAUUGGCGGAAGUGUGUAGUAGUAGUAGUGCUGCGUAAACCCAGUCCACGUAUCCCGACGCUGCGCAAAUCAAAUCAAAGCCAAAGAGUCCCCCCAUCGUCUCAUGUCAACAGUUUAUAUUUUCUUGUAUUUCGCACCUUUCCGUCCAGCACGUUCCACACUUCAUAGCUAAACCAUUACAUUUGCAGCAGUUGUAAAUCGUUUUUUCUUUACACGAAACAUGCUCGCCUUAAACAUACUAUUGCUAAACAAACAAACGAUUUUACAAACUGAAACGAACGAUACCGCGCACUCUGCUCUGUCUACACUACUACAUGCCUACUAUGAUGCACAGAAACGAAAAUACAACCGCGCACUGUGCACGUUUCCCUGGACCAAGUGCUGGCUUCUACUGUUCGAUAACCUUGGUCACGAUCGCUGUCUCUUUCUCUCUUUCUCUCUUUCUCUCUCUCUCUCUCUCUCUCUCUCUCUCUCUCUCUCUCACUCUAAGCUAACAUAAAUUCAUCUACUUAAGGGCUAAAGGGACUAAUAAAACAGAGGUAAAAAUUAAGUACAAUAUAUAUGGAAUGAGGCGACUUAAAACACAUCCAAGAUCUAAUAAAGACGAGCUUAAAGAUUAAGUCUUAAUCGAAAAAACAAGGUAGAAAAUCCCUCAACUAAGUGUACGAACGUAGUCGAUUUGUUUCGUAUCGUGUUGUUGUUGUUGUUGUUGUUGCUGUGGUUGUGAUCUUUUUAACUAUAUUUUUUACAGUGUUUCGCGGGUGUUUUUUUCCCGUUGUUCUCUCUUUUAUAAUCCCACAUCCCGAGGGAACAAUAUACUCAAUUCCGUAAUUUAUCCGGUGUGCGAGUUACAUUUUUCAAUUCCAAUUUAAAUUAUUGCAACUGAGCAGAAGGUUCGCAUCAGGCACACCUCUCCUCUUCUCAUAUUCCCAUUUCUCUAUCCUCUCAACUUGUUCUGCCUUUUUUUCUGCUUUUUAUCUAUUUAUUAACGCUUUUACUUCGUGAUUUGUGGUUUCUCUAUUUUUCAAUGCAUGUUUUGUUUCAUUUCCCGUUUUUUGAUGUUUUGUGUUGUCUCGUUUGUGUUGUUCUAUUUCAUUCUUUCUAUAUUUUUUUUAUAAUAUUGUUAAGCUCUUUAUAUUGUUUUCUUGCACACUUUUCCUUCUUGUUUAUGAUACGUUUUCCCUUCUCUCUUCUUCUUCUUCUUCUUCUUCUUCUUCUUCUUCUUCUUCUUCUUCUUCUUCUUCUUCUUCUUCUUCUUCUUCUUCUUCUUCUUCUUCUUCUUCUUCUUCUCUUUCGUUCACUGGGUUUUUCUUUCUUAUCUUUGCACCAUCGUUUUCUUUUCCUUUUUCCGCUAUUAUUUACUUAUUUUUAGAACUAUUAUGUAUGAUUUAUGUGUCCCCCUUGUACAGUUGUUGUUGUUGUUGUUGGGUGUGUUUGUGUGUUGCAGGGGUGAGUUUUUAACUCUUUGUUUUGUUUCUUACAUUGCAUAAAGAGGUGUAUGUGUGUGUGUGUGUAAAGACAAAAAGAAGCGUGUAAGAUUGUGUAUGUAAGUGUAGUUUUUUGUUCGUUUAUAGAAAAAGAUAGCAACAAGAUUGCACUUCGAACUUCGUAAAUAUAUAUAUUCAUCUUUUAAUGCCAUUUUGUUGCUCUUUCCUGGGCUCACCUAUGGUGCAUUGUUUUUAACCAGCAUUUGCUUUUUUUCUGUUCCAUUCGUGUUUUGAUUUUUAUACCAUUUUUUGUUCCUUAUCAACGCAUAGAUUUAACAACGUUACGGCGAGAAUAAAAAGGAAGCAAUCGAAAAAUAAAAAUCCCCGCAAAUUGCAAUGAGGAGGGAGUUGAACCUUUUCUCUUUUACACUGUGUGCGCACUCUACAUUUUGUUUGCGCUGUGUAAAAGUAGUAUUGUCUCAAACUUUAGCUUUUCAACAAACAUUCGUCUUUUUUACAUCAACAUUGAAUAGUGUGUGUGUGUGUGGCCGUGCAACUACACACACCCACUUGCUGGCUUUUGCGUCCUAUUGCACCGACAGAAGCAGCAACAGCAGCAUGAUGAUCAGCAGCACAAGUACGUUGAUAACGAUGAACUCCGCAAGGGUUGGCAGAGAAAUAAAGAAAGAAAGAAAAAGCCCAACCCACCGCCAACAAGGACCUUUUUUUAGAGAGAAAGCCGAAUAACUUUGCCAACGCGGCAACGGGUUCGUUAGCAGUUUAUGGAUAAAUUUUGUUUACCACUUUGCUUGUUCCCCCAUCCUCCCGCUGCAACUUUGGACUCUUCCCUUUACGAGCCACGUGUUUACCACUACCGUUUGUCCGUUUUUGAGAGUGGUUUUCUUCUUCUCUUUUUCCUCUCUCUCUCUCUCUCUCUCUUCAAGGUACGCAGCAAAGCAAAGUGCAAGCAGCAAAAGCGGCGAUGCACCGUGGAGAGCUUUGCAAACGCAUUCACUGCCAGCAUUUCUCCACCACCACUACCCGUUAAUCCUGGCGUUGUUGAAACUAUCCCACCGUUCCGUAAUUCCGUGUUUUGGAGAGAGCAACGCAUAAACGGGCUGGAGUUUUUUUUAUCUAGAAUUCUCUGUACAACUAUGCUUUAGACAUCGUGUUACGUUUUUUUACAAGUUUUUGGUGUUUCAUUUACAUGAUAUAGCUUUCGUUUCGGUUGAUUUUGAUGAGUGGUUCGUCUAAAUAGUUCUAUGAAUCGAGGGGGGAAAUCCUCACAAAUUAGAAAAAUAUCUUAAGUCUCCCAAAAAAAUAAAUGAUAUGCUUGUAAUCGUGUUUCAGAACCCUUCCUCUCUCGAUGAGAAGUAGCUACAAAUCUCUUUCCUUAAACACAGAAAUGGAUUUUACUAGCGAUAAGAGAUUGAAACCGUUUUCGAGUGGGGUAAUGUGUGUAAGUUGGAGGAUAAAUCGGCGAUUUGCGUGCGAUACGAUUCCUGCUUGCUGCCUUAGGUGGUUUACGUUUCGUUCAACAUUGAUACGCUGUUGGUUGGUGUGAUUGGUUGUCCCUCGUCCCUUGCCUGUCCUUAUACACUCACUCAAGGUAGACGAACCGGCCUCUAGACACUACCCUAUUAACAGACUGCACUUUCAUUCUCACCACAUCCCAUCGUUUCGUUUAAUCUAAACGCUGUUUGAAACACAUUAAAUGUGCCUCAACCUUCCUCCCAUUCGUGUGUGUGUGUGGUGCCUCUGGUUGCACAAUUUACUUAAUGAAAACGAACGAUAAAAACAACAACAACAACACACUUAUGCUUAUGCGUUUAAAUCUCUCUUUGCGGCCCACAAUUUCACACCACUCGCAUCCUUUCUUUUUUUGCUGCUACAACUGAAACACAUUUCACUUAACUGACUAUGAAAUCUAUUUAUCUCUUUUAUACUGCGUCUAUCGUCCUCUUUAAUGCAACUCCACACGGUGCAACGGCCCCCACGUGGGGCGGGGUUAGCAUUAAAAAUAGCUUAAAUCCCUUCCCGUUUUGAAGGCCAAACCUCACGUGCUCGUGGUGUGGAUUUUAUUUAAAUCAAACGAGUAUGCAUCUCUGCACGCCUGUGGGAAAUUCAAUAUGCACACACAUUCCACACUGCAGCAGCAGCAGUAAAGGAUUAAGCGUACGGGAGCUUUCAACGUGCAUUAAAAGCUCUUUUAUCUUACAUGAGCUGCUUCGGUUCGUUUCGCCACGGAACGGUUGCUUUUCCAGAAGGGCAACAACGUGUGUUUUGCAAUGGCUUGGCAAUGGCAAUAAAGCACAAUGGACACACAUACACACAUUGUGGCAAGCACAUAUGCACAGAAAACACAUGGGGCUUCUUUUU